Molecule: messenger RNA, 1852 nt
Organism: Columba livia (rock pigeon)
Lineage: Eukaryota; Metazoa; Chordata; Aves; Columbiformes; Columbidae
Gene: MCRIP2
Product: MAPK regulated corepressor interacting protein 2
Exons: 3
Coding region: 500-1417 (305 amino acids)
Source: RefSeq, a predicted model, not a curated record
UACUAAGGCCACAUGGCUCACAAGGUGGAAAGGCCAAGGUCACCUGUGUGGGGUGGCAUUGCUGCCCCCACAGCAAGGCUGGAGCAUUCCCAAAGACCCCAGUGGGACACACAGCCGGUCCCCAAGACCCUGUGUGCCAGCCAGCCAUGGGCAAUGGUGCAGGGUGGCCUGGGACAGGCUUGGGGUCACCUCCCAGGGCUGCACCUCCCACCACAUGGGGUGACCUUGGCACACCUUCUCAGCUCCAAAGCUCACUGCAAUGGCUGGGACAUGGCCAGUCGGUGGGGUGGCCCACGGCUCCUGGGCGGUCACAGGGUAUGUGGCUCCUGCCACCGUGGCUUGGGGCUCACUGGGCUCAUUCCAGCGCUGUCCCCACAGUGGUGCCACCACAGUUUCUGCCUCUGCACCCCUUUGCUGUCCACUGCUUGGGUAUGUGUCCCAGGAGUGACUCCUACAUGUCCCCUGUGUGUCCCGCGGCUCUGGUGUCCCCGUCUCCCGAAUGUCGCCGUGCAUGUUCCCUGCAUGCCUGUGCCUUCCUGUGUCCCACGUGUCUGCUGUGCCCUCUCUCCUACUUGACCGCUGUGCGUCCCCACCUCCCACGUGUUCCCUAUGUGUCCCAUACAUGUCCCAUGCGUGUCCCCACUUCCCACAUGUACCCUCUAUGUGUCCCCCGUGUGUCCCCUGUGUGCCCUCCACGUCCCACAUGUGCCCAUGUGUCCCGCGUGCCUCCGCAUGUUCCUCCUAUAUGCCCUGUGACCCGUGUGUCCCUACAUCCCAUGUAUGUCUGCUACAUGCCCAACUGCCUGUUCCCACACCCCCCGUGUGCCCCCGAAGUGUCCCACGUGCCUCCCACGUGUCUCCCACACCCCCAAAGCGCCUCCAAUGUCUCCCACACCCUCAAAGCGCCUCCAAUGUCUCCCACACCCCCCCGCGCCUGUCUCUAACACCUCCCACGCGCGCCUUCCACCCGCCCCUCACACACCUCCGCGGGAGCCCGGUGCCCCGCGCCCCCGCGCUCCGCUGCCCCCACGGGCCGGUCCCGCGCGGGCCCUUUAAGGGCGGGGGGGGCGUGUCGCGGCGGCCGGGCCGGCCCGUUAAAGGCCCGGCGAGGGGCGCGCGCCGCACUCGGGCGGGGGCGGCGGGGCCGGAGGGGCCGCGGCCGCAGGAUGUACACGCUGACGCGCGGCCCCAGCAAGCUGGCCACGCAGCGCCGCACAGCCCAGCCCAGAAACUCGUCUUCAACAGAGUAAAUGGCAAGAGGCCACAGGUGCUGCUGCAGCAGGUCUCAGCCCCUGAGGAGUGCUACACGCUGGCCCAUGAAGAAAACGUCCGCUUCAUCUACGAAGACUUUGUUCCCAUUGACCUGGAGGAGUGGUGGGCACAGCAAUUUCUGGCCAAAAUUGAAAACUGCUCAUAAAAGGGAAGAAAGGUUUGGGUUGUUUUUGGUUUGUGUUUUUGGUUUUUUUUGUUUUUUUUUUUUUCCUCUUUGUUUUUAAAAGAAACAAAGCUAAGAGCAUCUGGUCAGAACCCAGAACUAGUGGCGUUUUUGAACCACAUUUUUAAAAGAUGACCGAAACAAAGUGACCCUUGCUGCGAGGCCAGCAGGACCGGACCACAGCCAUGCCCAGCCACAUGCCCCCUCCCUGUGCCCAGUGUGGAGGAGCAACGUGCGGCCCCAGCCAGGAUUCCUUAAGUGCCAGUUCUUGGACUGCUGCAGCUUCCAGCUCCCAGGGACACUGCGGUGCUGUGCUGGGGAUGAGGGAGCGGACCCCCACCUGCGGCUCUAGCCAUGGGGAGGACAGUGGGGUGCUGUAGCAGGACCACCCCAGACAAUAAAGCACUGAAACUGCCA